AUGGAAAAGUUUAUCCGCAACCCCGGUCCCCAACAACAGUGGAGGGAAACUACACAAGCUGGGUCUUCGCCUCCUUCUCCUGCAUACAGCUCUGCCUCAUCAGAACCACCCGAUGCUGCGUUACAAAGAGUUUUGGACGCCGUGACAGCAAGCGAGGCCCGCUUGGCUGACAAAAUUGGGCAAGUGCAGUCUGAUCUCUCCAUUAUACAUCAGGACCUACAACGGGAAGAUCAUUUUCUAGGAUUUGGUCCUGAUGACGAAGUAAAAACUCGGAGCCCCACAAAAUCCACCCCAGAUCGGAUAACCCCAAGAAAACCACGUGGAAGACCACGCAGCAUUCUAUCCAGGAGCUCUGACCCUUCUUCCAACCCUACUGAAAAACCUAGCCCUCUAAAUAACAAGCAGGACCUCAGACAACCAGAUAAAGCAAAGAAGCCAGAGAGUAAACCAGAAGAAAAGAGACGCGGAAGACCACCUGCACAUGGGAGUGUAAAGUUUAAAUUGGCACAGGAAAAACGAGAUGGGCCAGAUACCACAAAGAUUUCUCGAGAAGAGAAGACUAAACGGCGGAAGCCAUCUGCCGCAUUUCAGCAUGCUGCCAAAAUAAAGAAACUCAGAGCAGUCAAAUUAUCUCCACUGAAACCCAAGUUCAAAGGCGAGAAACUGCAGCUUGGACGGAAAGGUACAGUUCCAAUAGUCAGGAGGCGUGGUAGGCCCCCAUCCUCGGAAAGAUUUAAAAUGCCACCUUCUGCAAUUAUUUUGAGACAGUCUCAAGCAGAGAAAACCCAAAGGAAUCGAAAAGAGGAAUCCCCGCAGCCAUCGAAAGAAGAAAUCAGGGUGUCUGUGCGACAAAGUCCACGUAGGAUUAAGCCUGUAAGGAUAAUCCCCACCUCCAAGAGAACUGACACCACCAUUGCCAAGCAGCUUCUGCAAAAGGCCAAAAAGGGUGCCCAGAAAAAAAUGGAGCUAGAAGCUGCAAAGCUUCAGGGACGUAAGGGAGGCACACAGCUGAAGAAUAUACGUCAGUUUAUAAUGCCUGUGGUGAGCACAGUCUCGUCUCGAAUCAUAAAAACACCUCGAAGGUUUAUAGAAGAUGAGGACUAUGAACCUCCUAUCAAAAUUGCUCGGCUGGAGACUGCUCCAAAUGGACGUUUCAGUGCAGCUUCUUGUGAAUCUAGUGAAAAGUCUAGUGCUGCUUCCCAGCAGUCCUCACAGGCCACCUCUGAUGAGUCCCGCUCUAGUAGCCCUAGUGUGGACACCUCAACAGAAUCACAGGCCUCAGAAGAAACGCCUCCUGCAGCAGAGACUCAAGGACGAGUUGCAGAGAUUCCUGUGAUUACCCCACAGCCAGUCUCCGAAAUCAAUGGAAGUGGUGGAAGAAGUCGACGAAUUCCCAAUUGCAAUAGGAGUUUUAACUCCAGACAAGCUAAGAAAAUUAUUUCUCAGCCAACUCUUCAGCAGUCCUCAUCAUCUCCACCUCCACCACUGCUGAGUCCUCCUGCACCCCUACAGCCCCCUUCAACACUUUCUGAACCCUCAAAAUGGUUAAUGCCACCCACUAUUCCUAUGGCUACUCCUUUCCUCUCUGCUUCACGGAUGCAUGAGAAAAGGAGGUCCAUUCUGAGAGAACCAACCUUCCGUUGGACCUCCCAAAAACUUUCCAGAUUUGAGUCCCAGUACUUUUCCUCUGCUAAAUAUGCCAAAGAAGGCCUCAUCCGAAAACCCAUAUUUGACAAUUUUAGACCUCCACCACUGACACCAGAGGAUGUAGGCAUGGCUUCAGCUUCUGGGUUUAACUCUGUGGUAGCUCCUGGAAGACUAUUUUCUCCAUUACACACCUCCGGAGCUCGAUUUGAUGUACCUAAGCGAAGCCCCAUACUCCGUGCCCCCAGGUUUACCCCCAGUGAAGCACACUCCCGCAUCUUUGAGUCAGUCACUCUUCCACCGUCUAUUGCUCGUUCCGGUGGGGGGUCUUCCAUUAUGGGAAUGUCCUCUCGAAGAAGAAAAAGAAGGGUCUUCAGUCCAAUUCGCAGCUCUGAGUCUAGGUCGCCAUCUCACUCCAUGAGAACGCGGAGUAGGAGGGAGAAUAGUAACAACGUUCCAUCCAUCAUACCUCAGUCAUCCACCUCACUUCCAAGCAUUUCUGUCAGUCCUCUUACCACUAGUGCCUUAAACCCAAGCUUUUCUUUCUCUUCCACAUUGAUUACUCCAGCACCUGGGGAUUCUGCAGAAAAAAAUCAGAAAUCAAGAAAGCAAGCCAGCACUCCAGGGGAGCCCUUUUCCUCCUCUUCCAAUAGUUCACCUGCCCUUUUCCCUUGGUUUCCCUCCAAUCCCCAGAGUGACAGAGGGAGGAGUAAGAGCCGAGCCUCAGAUGAAGUACCUAAAGAAAGAGAAAGUGAAAGGUGUAGGGAAAAAGAGCGAGAGAAGGAGAACUCUCACGACUCAAGAAAGGAUAAGCGUAAGAAAGGCUCAGAUUCUUUAAGCAAAAGCGUCAAAGAGAGGAGCGAUGGAGAAGCACUCACGCCUACUACACCAAUUAAAAUUUUUGCAAGGAAGAAACCAGUGAUAGCAGAACCCUCAUUAGCUGCAAGUCCAACUGCCUUACCUGCAGUACCGGUUUCCGCUAAUAAGGUACCCAAGAAAGGGCGUGGAAUUUCUGAGAAGCAUGACUUGGACGCUUGUGCCAAAUCCCCACCCACAGAGACCCAGGCAAGUCUACCUGCCCAGCACGUGAAUCCUGUUAAGUCGUCGACUACCACGAUUAGCUCUAUGUUGGACCAAGCCAAUAAAUUUCCUGUUUCCGAAAAGCAUGUGGCCAGCCUCUUGAGAACAGCCAAAUGUCAGCUGCAAAAUAUAGAGAAGAACAAAUUGAGGAAACAGGGAGACCAACCCAAAGCACAGGGCCAGGAGAGCGAUUCAUCUGAGACUUCUGUGCGGGGACCUAGGAUCAAACAUGUCUGCCGAAGAGCUGCUGUGGCAUUGGGACGCAAGAGAGCUGUAUUUCCAGAUGACAUGCCUACGCUGAGUGCCUUACCCUGGGAAGAAAGAGAGAAGGUCCUGUCUUCCAUGGGAAAUGAUGACAAAUCCUCUAUAGCUGGUUCGGAAGAUGCUGACCCACCAGCUCCACCCCUUAAACCCAUCAAACAAAUCACCCGCAACAAAACUCCACAGGAGCCACCUGUGAAGAAGGGCAGGCGCUCACGUCGCUGCGGCCAGUGUCCGGGUUGUCAGGUUCCUGAGGACUGUGGAAUCUGCACCAACUGCCUGGACAAGCCAAAAUUUGGGGGACGCAACAUCAAGAAACAGUGCUGCAAGAUGCGAAAGUGUCAGAAUUUGCAGUGGAUGCCCUCUAAGGCUUACUUACAGAAACAAGCAAAGGCGGCAAAGAAGAAAGAAAAGAAAAUUAAAGUGGCAGACAAGAAGGAGAUUCCAUCUGUUAAACCUCUCACAGAAACCGUUGUGAAAACUGUUGUGGCACCAACCGCCACUUCCCCCUUACCUGUAAGAGAGGAGCCCGUCCCCACACCUAGCACCCCCCCAAAAAAGAGUGAUCCUCCAAAGAAGGCUACAGAGGAAAAGCCUGAGGAGGAGAACCAAUCUGCACCUACCAGUGAACCCAAGCAGCAGUUUGCUCUCCGUAAAGCCACAAGGCAGCUUUCCCCACAGCCGGCUGUGAACGUCAUCCCACCCCAAGCAAGUCCCACUCUGCCCUCUCGCAAAGAAGCCCCCAAAAUACCAUCUUGUGAAGCGAGGAAGAAGCAGUCUCCUAUCCUUCCGGAGGCAGGCUUUGAGCAAAACAAACAGAAGAAAUUAUCUGUAAGGCUGGGGCUUUUACCCAGAUCAAAAUCCAAGGAGAAGGACAAGCCCUUAGCUCCCAGCAAGCCAGACCUGAAUUCCAACCUUUUUAAUGUGUGUAAUGGCAGCACGUCCAGACAGAGACCCUCGUCUGACGGGGUACAUAGGAUUCGCGUAGAAUUUAAGGACGAUUGCGAGGUGGGCAAUGUUUGGGAGAUGGGCGGUCUUAGCAUCCUGACAACUGUACCGAUCACCCCGCGUGUAGUGUGCUUCCUUUGUGCUAGCAGUGGAAAUGUGGAGUUUGUGUACUGCCAAGUGUGCUGUGAACCCUUUCACCGGUUUUGCUUGGAAGAAAGAGAGAGACCGUCUGAGGACCAGCUGGAGAACUGGUGUUGCCGAAACUGCAAGUUCUGCCACGUUUGUGGUAGGCAGCAGCAGGCCAACAAGCAACUCCUUGAGUGUAACAAGUGCCGCAACAGCUAUCACCCAGAGUGCCUGGGACCAAAUUACCCCACGAAACCCACAAAGAAGAAGAGAGUCUGGAUCUGCACAAAAUGUGUCCGAUGUAAAAGUUGUGGGUCCACCACACCCGGAAAAGGCUGGGAUGCACAGUGGUCACAUGACUUCUCCCUGUGCCAUGACUGUGCCAAACUGUUUGCUAAAGGGAACUUCUGUCCUUUGUGUAACAAGUGCUAUGACGACGAUGACUAUGAAAGUAAGAUGAUGCAGUGUGGAAAGUGUGAUCGCUGGGUACAUUCCAAGUGUGAAAACCUGACCGAUGAAAUGUAUGAGAUACUUUCAAACUUGCCAGAGAGUGUGGCAUACACCUGUAUAAACUGCACUGAGCACCACCCUGCAGAGUGGAGGCUGGCACUGACCAAUGAGCUACAGGCUUCUCUCAAAUAUGUUGUAACUGCUCUGCUGAAUUCUCGCACCUCCAGCCAUCUCUUGCGCUACCGACAGGCCGCAAAACCGCCUGACUUAAAUCCAGAGCCGGAAGAAAACAUGCCUUCCCGCAGCUCUCCGGAGGGCCCUGACCCGCCUGUACUGAUCCAAGUGGGCAAGCAGGAUGAGCAGCCUCCUCUUGACCUGGAGGGUGUGAAGAAGAAGAUGGACCAUGGCAGAUACACCUCUGUGUUGGAAAUGAGUGAUGACAUUGUGAGGAUUAUCCAGGCCGCUAUGAAUGCAGAUGGAGGGCAUCCGGAGCUGAAGAAAGCAAAUAGCAUGGUGAAGUCCUUUUUCACCAGGCAAAUGGAGCGUGUUUUCCCAUGGUUCAGUGUAAAGAAGUCCAGAUUUUGGGAACCGAAUAAGGUUACCAGCAACAGCAGCAUGUUACCAAAUGCAGUUCUGCCACCAUCCCUGGACCAUAACUACGCUCAGUGGCAGGAGAGGGAGAACAGACUGGCUGUGCAGCCUCCUCUCAUGAAGAAAAUUAUCCCGGCUCCAAAACCCAAAUCUCCAGGAGACCCAGAGUCACCUCAGCCCAUACAAUCACCAACUCCACCGGUGACAGAUAUCAGCAGGGUUGAGAGCCCGGAUCUGCCACCUCCGCCUGGCGUGGAGGAUAACCGCCAGUGUGCCCUGUGUCUGAAGUAUGGUGAUGACAGUGCCAAUGAUGCUGGACGCCUGCUGUACAUCGGACAAGACGAGUGGACACACAUUAACUGCGCUUUGUGGUCAGCGGAGGUGUUUGAGGAUGAUGAUGGCUCGUUGAAGAAUGUACACAUGGCAGUGAUCAGGGGGAAGCAGUUGAGGUGUGAGCAUUGCCUGAAGCUGGGUGCCACAGUUGGCUGCUGUCUGACUUCCUGCACAAGCAAUUACCACUUCAUGUGCUCAAGGAUGAAGAACUGUGUAUUCCUAGAGGAUAAGAAAGUUUACUGCCAGAAACACAGAGAUCUGAUCAAGGGGGAGGUUGUAUCUGAUAACGGCUUUGAGGUUCUCCGAAGAGUUUUUGUGGACUUUGAAGGGAUCAAUCUGCGCAGGAAGUUUUUGAACGGCUUUGAGCCAGAAAACAUUCAUAUGAUGAUAGGUUCCAUGACCGUAGAUUGCCUUGGUAUCCUGAGUGACCUAUCAGACUGCGAGGAGAAGCUUUUCCCCAUAGGCUAUCAAUGUUCUCGUGUAUACUGGAGUACGACAGAUGCCCGGAAGCGUUGUGUAUACACGUGCAAGAUUCUGGAGUGUAGGCCGCCUCCUGCCGAGCCUGAUAUCAACAGCACUGUGCAUCACGAAGAGAACCGCACCAUUGCACACCGUUCCCCACUUCGGGAAAUGCAUGAAUUUGGCCUACAGCAAGUUAAAUGUGUAGAUUCUGUUGGUCUCCCUUCUCCGGAACAGCUUUCUUCCUCUACAGCUUCCAGUUCCUGGCUUUCUGCCAGACUUGGUGGGAGUAGGGUCCGUACACCCAGAUACUCUCCUAAUCAACGUUCUCCUCGGCCUCUUCCAUCAGCAGGUAGUCCUGUUACCCAUGAAAUAGUUACUGUUGGGGACCCUCUACUCUCUUCUGGCCUUCGUAGCAUCGGCUCCCGCAGGCAUAGUGCCUCUUCCAUCUCGCCGCAGCCGCAGAAGCAACGCUUGAUUUCCCCGUCCCAAACUGACGCCACCAGACUUAAUGCAUCUCAAGCAGACACAGCAGUGACACUGACAAAUCAAAAGUGUAACAGCGCAGAAUCAGGGGAAGCCUCUUCUGCUGUAGUGCACAGCAACGGACACAGGACUCCAGGGCUAGAUGUGGAUGCGCUAUUGGACACGAGGCAAACUAGCUCCUUGGAAACCCUGGUAAAAAUUACAGCACCCAAAACUGAAAAGGUCAAAUCAUCAUCUCAGAGAAGCUCUGAUCCCUCUACUAAUCAAGCCAGCCCUAAGGUACCCUCUCAGCCACAAGGUAUGUCCAGUCCGAACUCAAGCACAGGCAGAGCUGGCCCCGCGAAGGACAGUGCAUCAGUGACACUCAGUUCCAGGUCGUCUUCUACUCAGCAGCACCUUAGGGCAGUAAAGAGAGAAAAGGAUCAACAUGCAGACAUUUCCCAGACUGACAGAACGUCAAACUCAGAGGAAGGCAAAGGAGCGCAUAUUCCUCUUGGCAGUCGUGGCAUUGCAUUACACAAAGAAAGACGAGCAAAGACAAAGAAUCUUCUGGUAGAGAACUCCAAGGAAAAACAUUCCAGUAAACCCGUUGCUGACACUGACCAUGCGCUAGGUGAUUGCCAAAGACAAGCAGAUACUAAUGGAAAUCAUUUGGUGUCAAACACUGUGGGUUUCAAAAUGCACGCUCAGAACAAGAGCGCAGAUAAGAUUGUACUUAGUGAAGGAAGCCCACUGGUUGAAACAUCCUCACUGAGCACUGGUAAAGCAAUACAGACAAUGAUAGCGACUGACCACACGAGUGAUAUGAAGUUAGACCAGCAAGUAGUGACUCCUCGGGAGGUUACAGAUCUGCCUGACCAAGCCAAGCAGCAAGAUAACCCUGAUGAUACUGACGAUAUUGCCGCAAAUCACAGAAGCCCAAACACUGACUCUGAGCAUCAAGCUGGCAAUGCUUAUCCUGCACAAGACUCCAGCCUGCUUCUCCAAGAUGGAAGCAAGGCCCAGGAAGACGGCUCCUACAAAAGGCGCUACCCAAGGCGGAGUGCGAGAGCACGUUCUAACAUGUUCUUUGGGUUAACACCUCUAUAUGGUGUACGUUCCUAUGGUGAGGAAGAUCUCCCAUUUUGUAGCAGCACUCCAGGAAAGAAGCGGGGAAAAAGAUCGGCUGAGGGGCAAGUGGAUGGCGCAGAUGAUCUAAGCUCGUCUGAAGAUGAUGAUAUGUAUUAUUAUAACUUUUCUAGGACCGUAGUUUCUGCUUCUAGGGACGAACGACUGGGGGCGCGCUCACUGUUCAGGGAAGAAGAUCGAAACCUACACAGAAUUCCCCAACUGGACGGAGUAGAUGAUGGUACAGAAAGCGAUGCCAGCAUCACUACUACUGCAGGGAAAGCCGGACAUGCAGGGAAAAGGGGUAGUAAGCAAAAUGGAGCAGAGAAGCUAGCUUCCUCAGAGGAGCAGCUAGGAAAAGGUCACACGGGUAAAGUUAGCAAGGGGUCAGACACCAAAAUGGACAACUGUCAUCCUGUAAAGCAGGACUCUCUGGAGACCCAGCUGAGCAUGGACACAUCACGUCGAAGUCAUGGUGGAUCUGACAAAAGUCUGCUGGACACGUUCAACUCAGAGCUGCUAAAAUCUGAUUCUGACAAUAAUAAUAGUGAUGACUGUGGGAACAUCCUUCCGAUUGAUAUUAUGGACUUCGUGCUGAAGAACACACCAUCCAUGCAAGCAUUAGGAGAGAGUCCCGAAUCCUCCUCGUCUGAGUUACUUACACUGGGGGAUGGUUUGGGGUUGGAUAGCAACCGUGGGAAAGAUAUGGGUUUAUUUGAAGUAUUCUCCCAGCAACUUCCAUCGUCUGAGCCUGUGGAUGGUGCUGUUCCUUCCAACAUGUCCGCAGAGGAGCAGUUUGAGCUACCGCUAGAGCUGCCCUCUGAUCUCUCUGUGCUGACCACUCGCAGCCCAGCACUGCCAAGUCAGAAUCAUGGUAGACUGAGCGUCAUCCCGGAAUCCCAACUGUCUUCUCCUAGUGACCGUUCCCUCUUGUCUCUACCCACCCCUGACGCAGGUGAGAAAAGGGUAACCGUCACAGAAAAGACGGUGACUCCUGGUGAAGGAGAUUCAGCUCUCUUGGCUUCAAGCGUAGACCAAGCUGAAGGUCACAUGACGCCGGAUAGAUAUAUUCCACAUGUGGACUCUGAGCACAUUUCCAGUCCUCCCUGCGCACAGGUGGACCAUGCAGGGGGCCAAGAGUUAGCACGGAAUAGUGGUACACCAAAUCUGCAAGUGCCAGUGUCGCCCACUGUGCCAAUUCAGACCCAAAAAUACAUCCAGAGCAACUCCGAAAGCCCAGGUCCAUCACAGCUACCAAGCGCUGCCAUACAGAGCACACCUCAUCACAAAUCUACAACAGACAACCUAGUUGUGCUUAAUCAGAAUAUGCAACCACUCUAUGUCCUUCAGACUUUGCCUAAUGGUGUUACGCAAAAGAUCCAGCUUACCCCAUCUGUAUCUUCAGGCUCAAGCCGAAUGGAUGGAGAUGUACCAGUUCUGGGGCCGAUGGGAGGAGGACUUACCUUAGCCACCACUUUAAAUCCUUCACUAACCUCGUCUUUUCCUCCAGCUAGCAAGGGGCUUCUCCCAGUGUCUCAUCACCCACAUCUGCAACCCUUCCCUGCAGCACCCCAGGCUGCUUUCUUGCCAGGCCUCACCAACCAGCCUUCUGGUCUUCUUAUUGGCGUUCAACCUUCUCCUGAGGCCCAACUCCUGGUUUCAGAAUCUGGGCAGAGUGGUACCUCAAAUCCGCCACCUUCUGGUAUGGCUAAGAAGAGACAGAUCUCGCGCCUACACACCAAGAAAAACAAAAAAUUGGCACCUUCUGUUGCACCUGCCUUAAGGCAUGCCCCGGAGAUGGUCUCCAAUAUGACACUAAUUAAUUUUACAACACCGCAGCUUUCUGGAAGUUUAUCAAACCAUCCAAGUUUAAUUGACUUAGGCAGUCUUGGAAAUUCUGCAGCCCACCGCAGUAUCCCUAAUAUUAUUAAGAGAUCCAAAUCUGGUGUCAUGUACUUUGAUCAGACUCCCCUGCUUCCACAGAGUGUGGGAACAACCAACUCUGUUGGCACUGCCCCCAGUGUUAUUGGAUUGGACACUGGGCAUCUUACAGGUCAGGUACCAGCAAUUGCUGCUGGGUCUCCAGUCCUCAAUGUUGUUUCGAUGCAGACAACUGCUGCUACUCCCCCAGUCACUGGUCACGUCACAUUAACCAGCCCCGGGAUUUUAGGUCCUUCUGAGCUUGGUUCAAUUGGCAACUUCCUUAUAAAGACCAGUUCACAGAGUUUGAGUGUUCAGGAUAAUCAUGUGACUCUCUCUUCUGGGCCAGGGAUUUUUUCUCAGAGUUCUACCACAGCAACAGUGGCCACCACCUCUAGCAUAUGUGUGGUACCCACUUCUAAACCUGUCAGUAUGACUCUUUCCCAGACUCUGAAUGACCCGGACUGCUCGUUUCCAAUCGCUCAUCAAAUGAACAGAUUGCUCAGCAGCAGACCUCCAAUCCUGCCCGAUUCAGCUUGUAGUUCAGAUCACAGAUCCCCAGCUCUCCAACCAGUAUCGGACUCUGAGGGCAAAGUGAUGAAAUCAAACACCACUUCCUCCGCUUCUGUUCUACAAAGAGAGACUGCAUCAGCAACACAUAAAACCAAAAGCAAAGGGAAGCGACAGGCCAGCGCUACAGACAAGGCAAAUAGGAAGAAACACAAGACUUCACACUCUAGCCAAAGGUCAGCUGGGGCGUGGGAGCAGGACCAAGACAGCAAGCCGCCUGGUUCCAUCUUAUUGGGGAGCCUCAAACCUAAAACUGAAGCCUGUGAUGUAAAGAUCCCAGCGGCAGCUCCUGCGCCAGAGGCAGAGAAGACAUCAGGGCAAUCACCAGCUAUCCUACACCAGGAGCCUACAUCAAAGGAAAGCCUACCAGAGCCAAAGCAGGAUGACUGUAAGCAGCCAGAAGAGGAUGCUGGGUUUAGCUCACCGCUGAUGAGGCUUCUGCAGCACGAACAGAGGCGCCAAGGUUCACUUGAGGAGCAGAAGCCCAGGACCGGUCUUCUGUUUGAGAUCUCCAGCGAUGAUGGUUUCCAGAUUUCCUCCAACAGCAUCGAAGAGGCCUGGAAGUCUCUGACCGACAAAGUACAGGAAGCAAGAUCCAAUGCCAGACUGAAGCAGCUGUCGUUUGCAGGUGUGAAUGGGCUGAAAAUGCUGGGAAUUAUACAUGAUGCUGUGGUGUUUCUGGUGGAGCAGCUUUAUGGGGCCAACAAGUGUCGUAGCUAUAAGUUCCGCUUCCACCGACCAACUGGAGAAGAGGAGCCUCCUCUUAAUCCUCAUGGGUCAGCACGGGCCGAGAUGCACCGGAGAAAAUCUACGUUUGACAUGUUUAACUUUCUGGCCUCCAAACAUCGCCAGCCUCCAGAGUACAAACCAAACGACGAGGAGGAAGAGGAGGUGCAGCUGAAAUCUGCUCGGAGGGCCACCAGCAUGGAUCUGCCGAUGCCAAUGAGAUUCCGGCAUCUCAAGAAGACAUCCAAAGAGGCUGUAGGUGUUUACAGAUCUCCAAUACAUGGCCGAGGUCUUUUUUGCAAAAGGAACAUUGAUGCUGGAGAGAUGGUGAUAGAGUAUUCGGGAAAUGUCGUCCGCUCCACAUUGACUGACAAAAGAGAAAAGUAUUAUGAUGGAAAGGGUAUCGGCUGCUAUAUGUUCCGUAUAGAUGAUUCUGAGGUUGUGGAUGCUACUAUGCACGGUAACGCCGCUCGCUUCAUCAACCACUCCUGUGAGCCCAACUGUUACUCCCGCGUCAUCCCGAUUGACGGACAGAAGCACAUUGUCAUUUUUGCGAUGCGUAAGAUAUACCGCGGGGAGGAACUCACCUACGACUACAAGUUCCCUAUUGAGGAUGCUAGCAACAAGCUAGCCUGCAACUGCGGGACCAAAAAAUGUCGCAAAUUUCUCAACUGAUCUUACUGUAGGUGUCAGUAUCUUCCCAGUUCUGCAGAGAACAGAUUGGAGCGGCGCUCACUCCAGAUAUGCAGGAAGCAUGCAGCCACUACUUUGUGACCCUCCCUCGCAGCUAAACGUUCCACCUCACUGCCAGCUGGCUAAGGCUGCACUCUGUGGCUGAGCUUGUACCGCUGACGUGCUGUGCUGUAACGUCCAUAUAUGCUGUAAUGUUUACCAUCACUCACUGAUCAUGAACGCAUAUAGCGAGGAUGGUUAUCUGUAUACUGCUUUACUGCCACAUGGUAGUGGAUUAAUUAGUAGUUUAUAUUUUUAAUUUAUUUUUAUAUGUAUCCAACUUUGCAUGGCACUGUUGGUAAACCAAGUUGGGACUUUUUAAUAUGCUCAGAAAGGGGAGUUUUAUGCUGCUCAAGUACCCUAGAAAAGGAUAUGAAUGGCCACUUCACGUGAGGUCUGCUGUGGCCCCCACAGAGCUCCGGAGAAAGGGGGGGGAUGACUCUCUAUUAGGGAGGCCGCGCGAGAAAGUGCUGCAGAGAGUCUUGUAGGUCACCAGAUGUGCUCCGUGAAGAAGAUCAGGAACCUGACACAAGGAGAUGGCCACCUCUCCUGAUUAGUACAUAAAGACAGUCCUAGAGGACUAAGGGAUAAACAGACACUCAUUUAGACUCUCCUACAUACCUCUCAUCCUCCACUGAGGUACGUUCCUCCUGAUCUUAAGGAAGGGGCUAUUACAGCACUGAUUUUACGGAGGCAGAUUCAGAAGAUUCUCCGCUUGGGAGGGAAAUUAUUCUGCAUGACCGUCUCUUAAGAGGUUCAGGUUAAUCCCGGCAGGCAGUUAGGGGCAUUCAGAGAUUGUAGUUUGUGUUAAUCAAACACUCAGGAGCUGCAUUAUCAUUGGGGCAUUAGAUUGCAGUAUCUUCUUGUACCGUCAACUCUAGGAUUGUUACCCUAAGGAAUGGAUAACCCUUAUACAGGUUGAGUAUCCCAUAUCCAAAUAUCCGAAAUACGGAAUAUUCCGAAAUACGGACUUUUUUGAGUGAGAGUGAGAUAGUGAAACUUUUGUUUUCUGAUGGCUCAAUGUACACAAACUUUGUUUAAUACACACAGUUAUUAAAAAUAUUGUAUUAAAUGACCUUCAGACUGUGUAUAUAAGGUGUAUAUGAAACAAAUGAAUUGUGUGAAUAUAGACACACUUUGUUUAAUGCACAAAGUUAUAAAAAAUAUUGGCUAAAAUUACCUUCAGGCUGUGUGUAUAAGGUGCAUAUAAAACAUAAAUGCAUUCUGUGCUUAGAUUUAGGUCCCAUUGCCAUGAUAUCUCAUUAUGGUAUGCAAUUAUUCCAAAAUACGGAAAAAUCCGAUAUCCAAAAUACCUCUGGUCCCAAGCAUUUUGGAUAAGGGAUACUCAACCUGUAGUCCUAAUAGGAAAGAUACAGAAACGGUUUCUUGCAUAGAACACCCACAUUAUUAGUGGAGGGACAGCACCCUGGGGGGUGGGGGGGGCGAUAGGGGGGAACAACUCAUCAUUAUGUCACCGCACUGAUCAGCUGUGUCACUGAUAACAUUGCGUUUUCAUUUGUGUCUUGAGUUUUUGUGUAAGGUACGGGAAGUAAUGAGUGCGGAUGGUAACGGUGAGGAGUGAUGGAGAACCGUUAUCACCCCGACUGCAGGAAACAAAUAUUUUAGAUUUAACAUUUUGCAAUCAUAUAAUGCUCUCUCCCUAACGGAGUGAGGGAUAGGAUAUGUUUACUACUGGGGGGCAACACUACGCAGGGCUUUGCAGCUCCUCACCCGCCACAUUUCAAAGCAACCCUUUAAGAAAAAAAAAAAAAAAAAAAAGUUCAACCACGGUUGAAAGAUUAACAUGCUCCUCUCUAUAUGUCAUCGGGACGAUGAGGCUAAGCCCUUUCAUCAUUUCCCAAUCCACGAGUCAGAUCCUUCACCUCCCGCUUUCCGUUUACAUCUUCUGUUUAUUCUUCGUAGUAUUUAAAAAAAAAAAAAAAAAAAAGUUUUUUACAAAAUGUAAAUACUCUAUAUUUUUCUAUUCGAAGCACUUAAAAUAAUAGGUAAGGAAGCACUUACUGCUGGGGUAUGGGAAGUCUUCACCAAAUUUGGUGCAUUGAAAUUUUAUUUUUGGAAAGUUGUUUUUUUUUUGGAUCUGUGAAAAUAGUUUUUUUAUCAUAGGCUGCUGAAGAGGUGACACUUUGGUUACUAUAAUUAUAAUUGGCAUUUUUUAAGUGUUUUAUUUUUGAGUUAAUUACCUUCUCAUAUAACUUAGGAGGCUCAUUUUAUCAGUACCGCAAGGAUGCAGAAUGUCGGUAUGUUGUAGGAAUUAUUUAUUAUUUUAAUGUUCUUUUUUUUUUAUGCAGGUAAUAACCUGAUUGUCCUAAGCUUCAUCAUGAGCAAUGUUGAGGCAAGAUUCCAUAAUUUUCUGAAGAGGGGGAUAAGGGUUUACAUUCAUAGGUCCCUUUCUAAGGUAGAAAUACUUGUAUGACGUUCUACAUUAUAGAGGGAACUACUUGCACAUUGCUGGAGUAGCUUGUAUUCCCGAGCAUCUUCCUUGGCAAUUGGUAACUAUCUACAUGUGCUAUAUAGCUGAGCUGACAAAUAGGCCUAGAUUUAUCGGCUACUGACUGCCAUGUUACAGGCUGUGUACAAAUGACAGGAGCUGAUUGGUUGGUACUUUAGCAUCGUGCAAUUUAUCACUCUCCAAGGUAUGAUAAAUCUGAGCUAGAGUGCCCAGUCUAUGUGAUAUAUACUCACCAGCAUGAUUUAUGAGCUCUGGCAAGUGUUUCCUUAGACUACCGCUCAUGCCAAGUAUUUUUACCUAGGGGAGAGAGAUUUUCAUUAAGUGCUGUAUGAUCUGUAGACACCUUCUCCUCCUUAAACAUUCCACAACAAAAGCAAUGUAGCUGACUAGUAUAUCCUGUUAUCACUGCAAACUCCUGUUCCUGGCUGUUCUUGGGAAAUAGGCCUGAGACCAACUGUCAUGGAUUAUUUAAUGUUAUGUUAUAACCCAGCAGAUGUGGUAUGACAUGCCGACAUUCAGGGUGUCGACACCAUGAUUUCACUGUCAACACUUCAAAAAUGUCUACCUAUUCAUUACAUUGACAUCCUGAACUGGCCGACAUGUUGACCAAAUGUGCCGACAUUGUGAACCUGUUGACCUUAGUGUCCACAUUUUGAACGUUGACAUUCUGACUACAUCACAACCCAACUAGCAAAUGCAUCAUUUCAGUACCGUAGCCAUCAGGAUCUUUCUCAGACACGUUCAACAAAUAGAAGUUGCUGUUCUUGGUCACCUGGAUUAUGUAGUGCAUCCAUUUCUUGCUGUCAGUGCUUACAAGUAAGCAAUAUAUAUUCAGCGCUCUAUGUCCCCAUUGAUGGGAAAAGUUAAAUAUUAUUCUGGAAAACAAAAACCGGUAUCAUCUAUUCACCCACACUACCGUUUAGAACGUAACGAAUGUGGAUUGUUUUUGUACAGUGAAUACAGUUUGAUGUCAUUAAAUCAUCAGUUUAUGGUAUUGGAUAUCAGCAGGGUUCCUGUGUAAUCUACAUACAGGAUUACUUGCACAUCAUGUGUUUUGAUUGGCCUAAUAUAAACAAAUCAUUAAUGACCGCGCAAUGUAUGUGAAGCACACGGAACAAUGUCUAGACAGAUGUAUUGAUCACUGAGUGGUAAUUACAGCGAUAAGGCACUUCUGGGAGAACAGUGUGUUAAAUAAUAAACUCAAGGAUUUUACAUGAACAAAAUUGUAGAGGCAAAGCUCUUGUAUUUUAAAAGGCCACUAAUUCUUAGAUACAGGUUAAUCCAAUAAGUAGACGUGCUUUGUGUCUGAGUGCUGGGCUUGCGAGACAUUGUAGGAUUUCAAGGCAUCAGCCCCAGGGAAUCAUUCUGCAGAUUAAAGGGGUCUAUUUACUAAGCCUUGGAUGAAGAUAAAGUGGACGGAGAUGAAGUACCAGCCAAUCAGUUCCCAACUGCCAUGUCACAUUCUGCGUUUUAAAAAAUGUCAGGAGCUGAUUGGCUGGUACUUUAUCUCCAUCCACUUUAUCUGCAUCAAGGCUUAGUAAAUAGACCCCUUAGAUGGAACCUUGAGGAUAUGGAUAGCAGUUUUCUCAGCUGUAGCCUUCACUUAAAUAUCUAGUUCUAAGCUCCCGAAACCUUUGUGGUUUCCGGGGACACACAGCUGCCAUAGGAGUUCCAAGGCACAUGUCUGUAAGAAACUUAGUUGCACUUUGUGCUCUACAAUCACAUAUUUAUAUGGUUAACACUUAAAUGAAAGUAUAUGGGGCCUAAUUCAGAUCUGAUCGUAGAUGUUCUAAAUGUAGCUCAUCUACGAUCAGUUUCUCAGACAUGCGGGGGCACGCCCAGCACAGGGCUAGUCCGCCCAGCAUGUCUGGCUCUGCCACCCCUCCCUGCACGGGUGUAAAAGCAUUGCAUGGAGGCGAUUCUUUUGCACCUGGAGGGUAGCUCCCUGCCUGCGCAGCUCCUGCAUGCUGGCAGGGAGCUACCCGCCGGGUCACAGCAGCUGCGUGUGACGUUGUGGAGCCGCUGCAGUCCGCAACGGUCCAAACACACCUGCGUUGCCCGGACUGCGCCCCGCCAAUGACGUUCUAACGCCCCCUCCCGCCUCUGCCUGAGCACUCCACAAAGAAACUCAGAAUGGGAUCGCUGCAGCGAUCCAGUCUGAAUUACUCCCAUAGUUAAUCAUCAACUCUAUGAAUCAACUUGUAUUACGUUUUUAGUGGUCCUUUAAGCCUGAUCUCCCUCACCAUGCCAUAUGUUUUUAAUUAAUAUCUCAGUUGAACCUGCAAUUUAUUUAUUUUUGCAUUGAUCAUGUGACUUCAAUAUCAAACAUCUAUAGGUAUCUGUUUUUGUUUUUUUCUAUAACAUUGUUAAUGUUAUCGGUAGCUGUCAUUGAGGGACGAUUCGUUCUAGUAGUCGUUGCAAGACAUGAAUUUGAUUACAUUGAUUUGUGACACUGGUCCCCCCAACUCUCUCGAUAAUAAUUUAUCACUGUGCAGGCAAGUUAUGUUUGAUAAUCAGGGCUGACUUCUGUAUCAGUAACCCAUGUUUAAGGUUGACAAGGCAUUUUACUGUAUAUUCAAAUAGGAAACAUCAAACACCUCCACUAUUUAUUGAUCAAGUUCUACAUCUGUUAAUCUAAAUAAAAUUCAAUAGGACACAAACUGCGUCUGUAUCAUAAUAUUCCAAAUCUGAAGCUUCCAGCAUGUUCGCAAACAAUUUAGCAAGAAUUACUGUUCGGGGCGGCUAUCAUGCAGUCCGCCACAAUCGUGUACCGUGACUUUUGUCUACAGUGUUUUUCAGCAGUUCCGUAGAUAUCCGUUUAUCAGGCACCUAUGAUAUUAUAUCUCCUGGGCUUCCCACUACGAGUAAUAAAUGGGUUUAAUCAGGCAGCACGGCGUGCAUCAUAAACUGAUUCUGGAGAUUUGUGUUCAUUUCUCAGCCUGUAUCCAAACACGCUAUGUACAAUAAGGUUUUAUUUUUCUGGUAGAUAUUAGGUUUCUGAUGCUUUUUUUCGGGCAACAGCCUGUCUGCAUUUAAGGUUUAAAUAAUAUAAAACUGGUGUUCUUGUGAUCUUUGACUUUAAUCUAACUAGAUAUCAAUGUCUUUCAAACCUGCCUGUAUCACAGGUGUUACAGAUCUUUGUCAAUGCAAGAUAUUAUAUCCGCUCACUUGUAAUCUAGAACCACCAUCCUGUGUAACCUUCUCCAUCCUAUAUCCUGCUGCUCUUCCAAAUUUUCUUUUUUUUUUUUUUCUUCUUCCAGUUUUCUUGUUUUUAAUGAAUAAUGGGAAAAAAUAGAAAAAAGGAAACUGUUGUAGUUUUAUCAGUGUUAUUUAAAAUAAAUAAAUAAAUGAAUAAAUAAAAAAAAUCUAUAUUAAAAAAAAUAAAUAAAUAAAAAACACAAAAUAAAAACUGUGUCCGUUGGACAGAACUGAAGGAAUAAAAUGUACAACUGUUUGAUAAGAAAAUAGACAUUGUCAAGUCAUUUGAAUGUAAAGUGUAAAUAAUUGUAAAAACUACAGAGAGGAGUUUUAAAAUGUUUGCUUUUUUUUCUAUGCACUUUUUUUAAUUUAAGUGAUUAGGUUACUUAAUAAACAUGUCCAGUU
Pseudophryne corroboree (corroboree frog) is the source of this 17506-nucleotide messenger RNA. RefSeq names its product lysine methyltransferase 2A (gene KMT2A). Gene Ontology annotation, biological process: positive regulation of DNA-templated transcription. Gene Ontology annotation, cellular component: nucleus; histone methyltransferase complex. The record is from RefSeq and is a predicted model, not a curated record. Gene Ontology annotation, molecular function: DNA binding; histone H3K4 methyltransferase activity; protein binding. Lineage: Eukaryota; Metazoa; Chordata; Amphibia; Anura; Myobatrachidae. Bases 1 to 11376 code for a protein of 3791 amino acids. The transcript has 36 exons.